UCAAAGUUUCCAAAAAAGUUUUGUAACUUUAGAAUCUAAUCUAAACUUUAGAUUUGUUUUUAUUUUACUCGGUACAAUAUAUGUAUGAGCCGUGGUCAUAGUUGAUGGCCUUCGAUUAACAUAUUUCUCAACUUUGUUAUACACAGCCUACGAUGUCAGAAGUUUAAUGAGAUAUUGUUGACUCGUCGUAGGCGUGACUUUCAUAACCACAAGGUUCUCAAAUGCUUCUAUUUGCUGAUAAUCAAAUAAAAUCUUAGUGUAUAUUUUUGUUAAGUUGUGGUGUGUAAAGAAAAACUUCCUGUGUACUUAAUUAAUUAUAUAACACAGACGUUACAAACGCUUACGCUAAUAGCUAUACCUCCUUUUAAAGUGGUCAAUAUUUUAUCAGGUACUAGUAAUUCUAAUUGAUUAGUAUUUUGCUCUGUGUGUGUAAGUGUUAGGUAAUUUAGAAGUGAAUUAGUGUGCUGAAGUGACCCAAAAUGCCGCGCAAAUUACUCAAGUUCCUCAUAGUAUUUGAUAACACUUCAUUGUUAUAUUUUCCUGGGCAAUUCUUGUCUGGGAAAGUUUUAAUGGAAUUGCAAGAUGACACACCGGUGUUAGGUCUUCACUUCCAUGUGAUUGGUGAGGGUGUUGUGCGAGUUGGGUCAGGCAGACACGAAAGGCUAUUUGAUAAAGAAAACUACAUAGAUUUCAGAAUGAGACUACUUGGAGAACCAGGUCACAGCACGUCAGUCCUAUCGCCUGGUAUACACAGCUUUCCAUUCAAGCUGGGCCUGCCGAUGGGUCUGCCUUCCACGUUCCUCGGUACUCAUGGUUGGGUCCAGUACUACUGCAAGGCAGCGCUUAGGGAACCCAAUGGCCUCACACACAAGAACCAACAAGUCUUCAUUGUGAUGAACCCCAUCGACCUCAAUUUGGAACCACCGGUUUUGUCUCAACAGUUCGAAUGUAGCGUAGAACAUAGGCUAGGAGUCGGGUGCGUGGGCGGUGGCACGGUAUCCUGUGCUGUGUCACUCGACCGCGGGGCCUAUGUUCCGGGGGAGAGCAUCAUGCUCACUGCUACACUUGUCAACAACUCUAGGACUACAAUCAAAGCCACUAGGGCUGCUCUUACUGAGACGAUCCAGUACUCGGCCCACGGCAAGGUGGCUGCGAAGGAGGUACGAGAGCUAGCAUCACUGUCGCACGGCAAGACUCGGGCUGGGGACAGCGACGUGUGGCGCCACGAGCUCCUGUACGUACCCCCGCUGCCCCCCACCAACCUGCGCGGGUGCCAUCUCAUCUCGGUGCAGUACGAUGUCUUUUUCAUAAUCGAGCCGAAGAGUUUGGAGAAGGAAGUAAAGCUUCAGCUCCCGAUCCUGAUAGGUACGUAUCCGUUCCGCGAAGAAUCCGAUGAGCCGCAGCCCCCCACGCACUACCCCAGUACGCUGCCCAUCUUCCGCGCCUGGCUACACGAUAAACCAGCACACUGACUUAUUUAGACAGAUACUUUACUGCAUUACAGGAUAUAACGCGCAUAUAACUUUUUUAUUUCUUUUUGUUAAUCGAGAAGAAGGAUUCAAACUGUCGGCCACAUGGAAUUCAGUGAUUGCAAAUAAACAAUAUCACGAUUAUGAGUCGACUAAAAAAUCGGACACCCGG
This is a messenger RNA of Spodoptera exigua (beet armyworm), 1641 nucleotides long. Lineage: Eukaryota; Metazoa; Arthropoda; Insecta; Lepidoptera; Noctuidae. The record is from the annotation of a GenBank genome assembly.